Messenger RNA from Trichosporon asahii var. asahii CBS 2479, 1137 nucleotides. Its product is annotated as ER to golgi family transport-related protein. NCBI's taxonomy places the organism in Eukaryota, Fungi, Basidiomycota, Tremellomycetes, Trichosporonales, Trichosporonaceae. Gene Ontology annotation, biological process: retrograde vesicle-mediated transport, Golgi to endoplasmic reticulum; endoplasmic reticulum to Golgi vesicle-mediated transport. Gene Ontology annotation, cellular component: COPII-coated ER to Golgi transport vesicle; Golgi membrane; endoplasmic reticulum membrane. The transcript has a single exon. The record is from RefSeq and is a predicted model, not a curated record. The coding region runs from base 1 to 1137 and encodes 378 amino acids.
AUGAUCGAGUUCAUCGACUACCGGCGAGUGACGCUGGAGCCGACUAUCAUCGUGGACCGCUCGCGUGGCGAGAAGCUGGAAAUUGAUCUGGACAUCACUUUCCCGCGCGUGCCCUGUUUCCUCCUCUCGCUGGACGUGAUGGACAUCUCAGGGGAGCGCCAGAACGACAUCACACAUGACAUGGCCAAGCAUCGUCUGUCGGCGAGCGGCGAGGAGCUCGAAGUCACGCGCUCCGGACAGCUGAAGGGCGAGGCUGAGCGUGCUGCUCAGAACCGUGACCCGAACUACUGCGGCAGCUGUUACGGCGCUCAGGCCCCUGAGAGCGGAUGCUGCAACUCGUGCGACGACGUCAGGAAAGCGUACUCGGAGUCGGGAUGGCAGUUCCCCAACCCCUCGACGAUUGAGCAAUGUGUCGAGGAGAACUGGGCCGAGAACAUGGCCCAGCAGAACACGGAGGGAUGCCGCAUCGUCGGCCAGGUCAAGGUCAACAAGGUCGUUGGCAACCUCCAGUUCACGCACGGCAAUGUCUUCACCCGCGGACACACUGACCUGCUCCCCUACCUCCGUGACGGCAACGUGCACCACGACUUUGGUCACAUCAUCAACAAGUUCCGCUUCACUGGCGAGAUGCCCGGUCAGCUGUACCACCGCAGCCAGAUCCAGAAGAAGGAGGACGAGACGCGCAAGGAGCUCGGCAUCCAUGACCCCCUCCAGGGCGUCCGUUCGCACGCGGAGAACGACGGUUCCAACAUCAUGUACCAGUACUUCGUCAAGGUCGUCUCGACGGCGUUCGUCUACCUCAACGGUCAGAACAUCAACACCAACCAAUACUCGGCGACUGAGUACGAGCGCGACCUCAAGCACGGCAACCUCCCGACCAAGGACCAGCACGGUCACGUCACGACGCACUACACGAACGCGAUCCCGGGUGUCUUCAUCAACUACGAGAUCUCGCCGAUGAAGGUCGUGCACACCGAGACCCGCCAGUCGUUCGCCCACUUCGUCACCAGCACCUGCGCCAUCGUCGGAGGUGUCCUGACUGUCGCGUCGCUCAUCGACGCCGCCAUCUUCAACUCGCGCAAGCGUCUCAUGGGCGAGAAGGAGUCCUACGGCGCGCUGAGCGGUAAGAUGAUGUAA